Messenger RNA from Pelobates cultripes (western spadefoot toad), 34675 nucleotides. NCBI's taxonomy places the organism in Eukaryota, Metazoa, Chordata, Amphibia, Anura, Pelobatidae. The record is from the annotation of a GenBank genome assembly.
CUGAUCUCUUCCCCUCUCCCUCCUGACUGUCAGCGCGUCAUCUCCUCCCGUUAUCCCGCAGCCAGCCUGGGAGUGACGUCACCCCUCCUCUCUCCCCCUCCCUCUUUCUCUCUCUCCCGAGUCCUCCAUCAGAGAGGCUUCUCUCUGCUCCAGUUCUGCCAGGGGAAUCCGGAGCCAUCCGCAACCAUGGUGAGUUCUGGACACCCACUGAACCCUCACUGAAAGGCUGGGGACUCUCAGCCACCAGGGCAGCGCCCUCUUUAUUGUUUGGGAAGCCCGGAUAGAUAAGGAGAUGGGAGAGAAGGGACCUACCCCCAUCCUGUUCCUUGACUGUGGGAUACGGCCAUUUUAUACAGGGCUGGCCCUCCUGGCUGCUGAAGUUGGGGGUCAUAGGAUAAUGGGGGUGUUAGGGGCAGAGGUCACACACACCACCAAAUUGCGUCAUUAUUUUACAGGUUGGGUCAUUAAUUUUCCUGUUUGUGUCACUAGCAGGGGUAAUAAAAAUCACAUCCUUGUGUCUGGCUAGGGCAAAGGGCACUGUGACUACUGGGUAUCCCCCUUUCCCAGGGACCAUGGCCCCCAAUUCUAAAACUGUGUCUUUACAAGGGUUAAACAAAAUAGCUACUUUAUAUAAUGGAUUCUGUCACUAGAACAGUUAAAUGGAAUAUCCCCUUAAAUAAUGGAUAGCUGCCACUAGAAGGGUUACAAUGAAAAUCCCCUUAAAUAAUAAAUAGCUGCCUUCUGCCAUUAGAAGGAUAACAUUGAAAAUCCAAUUAAAUAAUAGAUCGCUGCCUCCUGCCUUUAGAAGGGUUAACCAUACAUUCCUGUAUACAAAUAGAUGAUCACUGUGUUAUUGGAAGGGUAAAUAUAUUGUACUGCGCUACGGAAUUUGUCGCUAUAUAAAUAAUAAAAUAAUAAUAUAUCCUCCUAUGUAAUGUAUAGGUACCUAAGACAUCAGAAGGGUUGAAGAACAUCCCUCUAUAGUUAACAAUAUUUGAUAUUGAGGGAUUAACCCGAUUUCUCUUUGUUUUUGAGACACUUAAAGAAUUUUGUGUAGUCAUUGGUGCCCUGAAAAAUGAAUCUUCUAUAAGCAAGCCUGAUUAAAGGGCCAGAUAUUUGGCUUGGGUGUGUUUCUUAAUGUCAUAGAACAUUGAAUCCUUUCUGCAUGGCGUCCCUGUCACCAGACAUAUUGCUGUCCACUUGCUGGAAAUGUGUCCACCUGUCAUGUAUCGGGUUUCAUAUCUAGUGGAAAGUAAAAACCCUUUAAGGGCCAGCGAGACAGAUAGGGUUACAGUUGAUGGCGAGCUCGGCAAUGCUAUUAAUAAAUAUCUACUAUUACGCCAAACAAUGCUGUUUGUGUUAAGGCAGAAACAGGAAAUUUUUGUUAUCUUGGCAGAUGUAAGGUAUAGAUUAUUCUAGGCGAGUGCACUAGACAGCUUUAAAAUCUGGGAUGUUCUUUAGAGCUCAAAUACUCUCUCCUGGGCCAAACAGAAUCCAUUCAGCUUGCGUAACACAGGCUGUAGAAUUAACCCACUGAUGACAGUAUUAUUAUUAAUUACAACUAUCUGGGAUAUUCUCUAAAGUGUUAAUUAGUGUGAGUAGUAGACCAGAGUAGCCUACCUGAAGAUAUAACUGAUUUGGAGAAUUUUAUAGUUCAGUUACUUUGGCCUAAAAUUCUGGAGUUAGAGCUCCACAAUUCCCCUUUAUGGAAAUAUUAAGAUAUUAUUUCCUUUCUAGGUUUGGCUUCUGUUUGUUUAUUUUGUCUCUUGAACCUGAUAUGUAACAUAUAUUGCAAAUUGCCUCUGAGAUUAAUAUGAAAUUGUGUUCUGUUAAUUUACUGUCAACCUCGAUGAUUUAAAUGGUGACUCCAGCAUACAUCUUAAACAUACCCAUCAAACACAGUCUAUAAUUGGUAUAUGUACUUGCAGAGAUGUGUAUGUAUGUUUUGGAACACGCAGCGUGAUGAUUCCAAGCACCGCUACUAGAGAAUCAUUUGAUUGGCAGACUGCAGUGAUUGCCACGCAGGCAAUCCACAAUUCUUCUCUAUGUGAAUUGGUCCAGAGCUCAUCAUCCCUGAUGAUCUCACAGUGGGAGGAGUAGCUGCAGUGAGAACAAAUGUCUCAUAGCCGGAUUAUGGGUUAAAGGACCACUAUAGGCACCCAGUCAACUUCAGCUUAAUGAAGUGGUCUGGGUGCCAGGUCCAUCUAGGUUUAACCCUUUUUGCAGUAAACAUAGCAGUUUCAGAGAAACUGCAAUGUUUACCUAUGGGUUAAUCCAGCCUCUAGUGGCUGUCUCAUUGACAGCCGCUAGAGGUGCUUCCGUGCUGAUUUUCACAGUGAGAAGACGCCAGCGUCCAUAGGAAAGCAUUAAUAAUGCUUUCCUAUGGACUGGCUGAAUGCGCGCGCAGCUCUUGCCGCGCAUGCGCAUUCUGCCAGGGACUUCAGAAGAGGGAGGAGUGUCCCAGUGCCGAGGGAAACCGGCGCUGGAAAAGAGGUAAGCGAUUAACCCCUUCCUCCCCCCCAGCGCGACGGGAGUGGGACCCUGAGGGCGGGGGCUCCCUCAGUGCACUAUAGUGCCAGGAAAACAAGUAUGUUUUCCUGGCACUAUAGUGGUCCUUUAAUUUAUUUUUAUUAUUUAUUUAAACAAUGGGGGGUUGGCUAAAUCUAAAGUACAAAGAUCAUUUUUAAAAUAUAUAUAUAUAUUUACUUUGAAUGUUAAUUUUUCUUCAUGCUUCAGUCACCUCUGCAUUAGACUGCAGAAAAUGUCUACCUAGCGUGAUCGCCUCUUCAUGAUAUGUUGCUCUUUUAGUAAACUUUUUAAUGUUUCAUUUGUUUUAGAAAAAAGUUAGUAUUUAUGGGUCAACCUGUCAUGGCACGUGUUUUACAGCUACAUAAAUCUGUAUAUUUUAAGAAACAUGUACAGGCAUACCCCGCUUUACAUACACUCACUUUACGUACACUCGCGAGUACAGACAUACCCGCGAGUGUACGUAAAGGUGCCUCGCGAGUACAAACAUACCUGCGCCUCUUCUGUCUGCGAGUGAACCGGAAAUGGAAGGUUCUAUUCUCGCCCAGAGCAGCUCAAUUCAGUGUCUUUGGGGCUAGAAAUGUUCACACCUUCUGACAUGGCACAGGUUAAUCAUCUCAAAUUUAUAAUGUCUACUCAUAACUGAACAUAUAUAUAUAUAUAUAUAUAUAUUCUGCCCCUACAUUGUCCAUAUUCUGCAAUCCAGUGAAAGGGUUUAGCCAUUUUCUAUAACUUUGACUUAGUAGCUUAGCUGCAUUAGCCACAAUUCUGAGGAUUUAAAGUUAAACCAUAAAUGCUUAAAGUGAUGAAGAGGUGUUUCUCAAUAAAGUGUGCGAAUAAGCUGCUAACAAAUCCAAAUUGGCAGUGUAUUGACAGAAAAUGGCCCAGUGGGCAGGUUUAUUUUACUUUUCUUCCCAGUUUAAGGUUGUCAGAUGGGUAAAACAUUAAAGAUAAAUGGUACAAUCUGGAAUGAGAUUUUUCUUUUUACUGGAAAUAAAAUCACUGGAAAUCUGCAGUUGCAGUAUCAGUUAUGCCUGUAAAUUACUAUUGCAAUGCAGUACAUGCAUUGGGAAGUGAAAAAAGGUAUUGCUUCACUUUAAGUACAUUUUCGUUUUAAAUACAUGCUCUGGUCCCAUUGUGUACUUAAAAGUGGGGUAUGCCUCUAUUUGAGAAAUACAGUCCUGUCAAUCAGCUGCAUGUGUGCCAACAGUUGAUGGACAGGCUAGAGCAGGAGAACCCUUAAACAGGUUGUUCUCCUUCUAGCUAUCAUGGCAACUACAGCACAUGUUGUGAUUAUUGCUCUGGUAAGAGCUUUUUGCUUAACCUGAGGAAUCUAGGAAUGGAACCAUCUAAUUCUAAUUGCAAUGGGCUGGUAAGUAAUGAAGGGUGAAGGCUGGCACCCUACUUGAGGAGGCAAGGAAUUUGUCAGGUCUUGAACGUACAGGUUCAAAAUAAUUAAGAUGGAAAACAUUCAUAAACUGCCUCCAGUUAAUUAAUAUUUAUUAACCUUUCUGCGGCCAGUUCUGUCACAUAGCACAGGGGUAGGCAACCAGAUGUUGAGGACUACUUAUCCCACGAUGCCUUUUAAGCGUCAUAGCUGUAAGAGUAUCAUGGGACAUGUAGUCCGCAGCAUCUAUUCUAGAGCAUUGGAACGGACAACUGUGAAUCUGCCCCUGUGUUAGGUAAGUUCUCCAACUCUACUCUGGUUAUAGCUUGGGUAUUUUAGCCUAAAUUUUGUCACCCAGGUUUUUAUUCAAUACCAUUCAGUGUUUAGUGAACUCUUUGUAUGGAAUUUGGACAUGUGCCUUGUAUCUUUCAUUAGCAACAAAUGAAAGGCUCAAAUUAAUUUUAAAAAUAAAUAAAUAAAAAUCAACAAUGUGCAAUGGAUGCUCUGAUUUGAUGGUGGUCAGUAAGGUAUUGAGGAAUGAUUUAACCAGACCCUGCUGCACUGCAGUGUGUUUGCAGGGUUUGUUAAACCCUAGGAAACAUGGACCCACUGCUUCAAAAAAGGUUACUGGUUGUUGAUUGACAUGUUCGUGAUCCUGCUUUUAUCAAUUAUUUAGAUAUGUUCCCAGUGGGAUCUCAGUAUUUCAUGAUUUGAAGAGUGUUUAGCGGCCUUGCUCUUAUAUAGGUUAGAUAUAAAGGUCACUUCCCAGAAUGUUAAAUAUUCUGUUUAUCAGCGCCCUGAUGUGUCUGAAAGAUAAAUGUUCAUUUAGAAAUCCACCAUCCUUUAUCCUGGAACUGGGCUCCUCCAUCUUGGCUCCCUGUCAAUCAAUGUUAUAAGUUCUGUUCUUUGCCACGGGCUGUCAGUGUAGGGAGAGGAGAAGAAAAAACCAAUAGGGCAGAUUUAUCAAAGUGUAACACCGUUUUGCACCCUUUAUUAAAUCUUCUUUUCCUGUCUGUCAUUUCGGAACGUAUAACAAUUUAUUCUGGGACACAGGGGAUUUUAUCACGUGUUCUGUUUCAUUUCUCUCUGAAUUUCAGUUUUUUUUUUUUUUUCUGAAAUUUAUAUCUCUUGUGAAAAGUGGCAGAAUUUAGGCAGAGAGAGGGUUUAUUCAUUAUUUUUAAACUUGAGAAGUCCUAAUGGGCAGAUGGCUGGGUUUUCUUGACUUGUACAUAAAUCUCAAAUGCCUGUUUAUUGCUGCAUUGAAUUCCCAUUCAUAAAACUGUCUUGAAAAAGGUACGUUUCUUUUCAAGCCAGUUUUAUGAAUGGGGGAUUCAAUGAUAUGUCAGCAUCAGCUGACCACUCUCACCAAUCAGCGGCGUUGCCUGAUUCUGCAAGAACCUGUCAGUUUAGAGAUCUUUAGUAAACAGAAGGGCUGGGAUAUUUGGCACUAGAACCAAGACUUUCAGGUUAAACAGUUUAAGAAUGGUUUACCCAUUAAGGUAGCCAGUGCAAGGAACAUCUUGGCACCAUAACUUCAUUAAUUAAGUUGUUAUGGUGCCUAAACUGUUCCUUUAACCCAUUUGCCAGGUAAGUGUAGAAAGAAUUCAUUAAACAAAGUUGUCCUAAAUUGGUCUUAUUUUUUAAAGAAAAGUAGAUCAGAAAUGAACAGGUUCUAGAAGAUGAAACGAUAGAAGCUAGGCAAGUUUGAGGUGACAGCCACUCUAAAUGUAUACUUUAUUUUUCUUCUUAUGUGAGAUACAUCCUUGCAGUGUACUCCAAUUUAUGACCCAAAUCUUCUAGCUGCCAUAUCCUUUAUGUGAUUCAAUCGUAAUCUGACAUUUCUUUCCAAUUUUCAUUGAGGCCAUUUUUGCCUUACCCCGCUUUUCACAUCUAGUCAUUUCUUUCAGUCUGCUUUGUAGAAUUUGUUCUUCUGAUGAAAUUCUUUUCAAUCUGAUGUUGUGGCCUUUGCAGUAAUGAUUCAUUUGUAUUUGGCGUAUGAGUACAAUUAUUGAUCAGCUUGUCAUUCAUAUCUGCAUGUCUCUCUGCAUCCUUAAUAAUUUCCUUGUCAAACGAAUUGGAGUUGGCUUUAAUAUUGGGGAGGGGAAGAUAAACUAUACCAAUAAUCUCAUGUAAUAAAUCUUGUGAUCACAGCUAUUCUGCUAACUUACCAUAGAUGUGCCAACAUAAUAUAACAUAAAUUAUUAUUCUGUCUGAUCGACAGCCAGACUUGAAUAACAAAAGGGUGUGUAUAAAAGUGGCAGUUUCUAUCAAAAUCUGCACUUUUUGUAAAAUGAAAAGAGAGGACAUGCACUUCACAUAUAAAUGGAGUGCCAAAGGUUGCCUACCCCUACUCUACUUUCCUGCUUCUGAGCUGGGAGUGAGGCAAGGAGGAUCUCACAGACUAAUUUCCAGUUUUCAAACACUGCCCAAAGCAAAGAUGCAUGUAUAUGGCUGAAGGAUCCUGUCAUCUACAGGUGAUCCUUACUUACUGACGUGUUCCGUUCUUACAACUCGGUCGUAAAAUGAAUUGGUCGGUAAGUGAGAAGGCGCUAGAGAGCAGCUCUAGAGCAGGGAAUCCCUUAAAUCUAUGUUUGGGGGAAAUUCCCCAAGCAAAGACCAGCUCUCUAACGCGUGGAAUCCCUGCGCUAGAGAGCUUGUCAUAAGUCCGAGCAGUCGUAAAGCAAGUAAGUCGCAAAGUAAGGACUAGCUGGACUAAAUUUAGGCAUGCACAAGAGUACAACAUUAACAACCAUGGAGAACUCUGCUGAUUCUCCAUAGACGGAACCUUUUUACCCUCAAGCAUCACUAGUGAUGGGUAAGGGUUUGCGAAAGCUUGACAGCAGUGGCUCUAGCUUUUGUCUGGCAUAGGAAAAAUACAUAAGGCAAAGUAGUCCUAACUUUUCUUAUGAUAUGUUUUGACUGGCUUGGAACUUUUGUGAAGUAUUUAUGAACAUAUUAUAAAGAUUUUAUCUUAAUGAAAUUGUUGUUUUUUUGGGGUGGGGUGGCGUGGUGACAAACAGGCUGCCUUAAAAGAAAAGGGCUCCUGGGAGAUUCAGCAACGCUACGGCAUUAUAAAUAAAUGUAGAGUGAUCCUUUAACAAAAUAUGUGCACUCUGUGUCCAUGUAUGUCUGUUUACUGUGUUGUUUGCUGCAGAAUUAGUUGUCUCCAAAAUCCUUGUAAAUAUUUUAAACCAAUUUGCUUCUUCUUCCAGGUGAACUUCACCAUAGACCAGAUCCGAGCGAUCAUGGACAAGAAGUCCAACAUUAGAAAUAUGUCUGUGAUUGCUCAUGUUGACCAUGGCAAGUCCACACUCACCGACUCUUUGGUGAGCAAAGCUGGUAUCAUUGCAUCUGCCAGAGCAGGGGAGACACGUUUUACGGACACACGCAAGGAUGAGCAGGAACGCUGCAUCACUAUUAAGUCCACGUAAGUACCAGCAAGUUAUUUGAACACAACGAAUAUAAUUUUCUGCUCUUAAGAAAACUUACUUGGAAAAUGAUUUACAAAUUCAAACUAAUCAUGUUUGCUGACAACAAUAGCUCAAUAUAUCAGUGAAUUAAAGAGAUUCGACUAUUUUAUUUUACAUUUUUUUGCUUCUGGAUAUGUUAUAUAUAUUCUUUUAAAUGCUAAAGAAAUGUAAUUUUAAAAUUAAUACAAGUAGGUUCAAUGACUUCCAUUUAAACAUUUGCACACUGAAAGAUUUGUUUUUAACAUGCAAUAGAUAAUUAAUUCUUAAAGCAAACCUGUCAUAUGACGUUUACCUUAAAGGACCACUAUAGGCACCCAGACCACUUCAGCUUAAUGAAGUGGUAUGGGUGCCAGGUUAAGCUAGGGUUAACCCUUUUUUUUUUUAUAAACAUAGCAGUUUCAGAGAAAAUGCUAUGUUUAUAAUAGGGUUAAUCCGGCCUCUAGUGGCUGUCUCUUGACAGCCGCUAGAGGCGCUUGCGUGCUUCUCACUGUGAAAAUCAUAGUGAGAAGACGCCAGCGUCCAUAGGAAAGCAUUGUAAAUGGACUGGCUGAAUGAGCCGCGCAUGCGCAUUCAGCCGAGGAGGAGGAGAGCUCCCUGCCCGGCGCUGGAGAAAGAGGUAAGUUUAACCCCUUCCUCUCCAUCCAGCCCGGCGGGAGGGGGACCCUGAGGGUGGGGGCACCCUCAGGGCACUAUAGUGCCAGGAAAACAAGUAUGUCCUUUAAUGUAUUCCUAAGACCGUAAACAUUUCUUUGUGAUAACUUCUAUAUUUUUUAUUUAUUUUUUGUUUUGUGUAUUCCCUAUGCUUGCCAGGGGAAUAGUUAUGUGAAGAGAGCAGGAGAACCCCCUGUAAUAGAAUUCUCCUGCUCUCAGUUAUAUAGACAUGUAUGCUGCCAGCAUAGAGGUCUAAUAACAAACAUUGAUUGACAAGUGGGUUAAGGGACAAAUAAUACAUUUUAUUUUUAAGUCUUUUUCUAGAUUUGUCGAGGUCUAUUUUUGUGUACUAGUGUGUACCAUGGCAGAUACAACUUUAUUAACACUCUUGAAUCCGUUAAUAAAAACACCAUCUUUGAAAUCACACACCAGAAGACCUUGUGUUGAUCUUCUCAGCUGGUGUGGUCAGUAGUGCUCCAUGUGAUCAGCUGUCAGUGGAAGUAGGUGAUAAACUGAAUUCCAUGUAAUGCAACUUCAGUUCGUUUUUUAAUUACCCUGAGGUUUAGUGAUUGUGCAAUUCUUUCUUGUCAAAUGAUGGUAAAAACUGCUCCCAACAUUGCCGUGGGUGGAUGCUGCUGUCUCUUGCUAUAUGUUGAUGGUAAGCAUUGCUGUGAAUGCUGCACUUGCUGGAAGCUGCUGUCUCUUGUAAUGUUGAUGGCAUACAUUGCUGUGGAUGCUGCUCUCUUGUUAUGUUGAUGGCACACAUUGCUGUGAAUGUUACAGUUGGUGGAUGCUCCUGUCUUUUGUUAUGUUGAUGGUAAACAUUGCUGUGAAUGCUGCAAUUGGUGGAUGCUGCUGUGUCCUGCUAUAUGUUGAUGGUGAACAUUGCUGUGGAUUUUGCUGUCUCUUGUUAUGUUGAUGGUGAACAUUGCUGUGGAUGCUGCUGUGUCCUGCUAUGUUGAUGGCUUUUGAGAACAAAUUAUGUAUUUUUCCUUUUUUGCAGUUAAAGUGUUUAACCUUAUCAGUGCAUUUCUAUAUUCUUUGCUCCCUUGCUCUGGAUAAGGCACACGUGCUGAAUCAGUGCCUGUACCCAAACCCGCACCCUCUGCAGUGUGAUUGAAUAUCCUAAUGUCUUCCUCAGCAGGAUCAGUUUCAAUCUCCAGCCCUGCGCUUGUGCUAUAUUUAGCUUAUGUUCUUUACUGAUGAUGAAUUGACUUGAGCUCUAGGUAUUCGGGAAACUUCACUAAAAGAAAACAAAGUAGAUUAACUUUUAUUUUUCUUCUGUAAUACUCUAUCUUUGUGUGUGUGUGUGUGUGUGUGUGUGUGUGUAUGCAUUUACCAAAAGCUGCCUUUGUGUUUAAUGUUGUUAUCUAAUGCACCUUUUUUCAGUUGCUGUGGUGUAAAAGGAAGUAAAACAUUACCUUCCUUUGGGUUUUAUUUUUCUCCUUUCUGGUGUGCACAUAAAGAGUGUUAUAAGUGUGUUUGUAAAUUAUAGGGACACUCCAGUGCCAGGAAAAUAAUCCUUUUUCCUGGCAUUGUAGGUUCCCUCUCCCUCCCCCCCCCCCCCCCAUCCCCGGUUGCUGAAGGGGUGAAAACCCUUUCAGUCACAUACCUGAGACCCCCGCCGAUGUCCCUCGGCGGUGGUUUCUGCUCGCCGCCGCUCCUCCUCCUCCUUACGUCAGUCGGUGGGCACUGGCUGAGGAGACCUAAUGCGCAUGCUUUUCAGUGCUUUCCUAUGGGGAAUUUAGCAAAGCUGGAGGUCCUCACACAGCGUUAGGACGUCCAGCGAUGCUCUAGCACAGAAAACCUGUGCUAUAAAGCAGGAAGUGUCCUCUAUUGGCUGUCUAGUAGACAGCCACUAGAUGUGGAGUUAACCCUGCAAGGUAAUUAUUGCAGUUUAUAAAAAAAACUGCAAUAAUUACACUUGCAGGGUUAAGGGUAGUGGGAGUUGGCACCCAGACCACUCCAAUGGACAGACGUGGUUUGGGUGCCUACAGUGUCCCUUUAAAAUAAAAUAGAGCCAUAUCAAUGCUUUUCCGCGGUGCUCUGCAUAUGAGCAGUAUUUGGUCGUCUGCCUUGCAGGAUGACACUCCCUUGUAUGGUCACAACAGUGCUGCCCUCUCCAAUGCUAGCAGGCAUGCCCUAGAAUGGGGAAAUCCUAGCGAAGUCGUGCAGUAAAAAGUUAGGGUGCGUGUGAUCAGAAGGCAGUUCUCCUCUUGUGAACUUUGUGAACUUGCUAUGUAUAGGAACUUCAUUCUGAAACGUGACUCCUCUUCACAUUACGUCUGCUUCCUCUCCUUGUCAGUUGGGAGCUGAAGGCACCAAAAAAAGACAUUGCACACAGUCCUAGCUGCCCCAUGUCAAAUGUCCCUUAUAUAUGACUAAUAUGUACAAUUACACAGUAGUUAUAUUAGACUGUUCACACAUUUCAAAUCCUAUUUGCCUCACUAUUUUCAGUUCUGAAUGUAGUUGAUUUCUUUCUGUAUAUAAUGACUUCUUAAUAGUUGCAGCCAUGCAUGGACAAAUCCCAGGGGCCACAUUGCCACGGAUCUUAAAAUAUUCCUGCUGGCACAUAACAUUUUCUGCUAUAGUAUUAUCAUCUCUAUGGAAACAUAUCUUACUCUAUUUUUAACAAAAAUUCAUUAAUUUAAGCUGGUUCCUAAAAUCUUAAUUGUGGCGGAAAGCGUAUUUAGUGCAACUGCGUUAUCUUAGCAAAGUUAAUAUAGUGUCUGGAGUCCCCUGGCGCUGUCCUUCCAUUCAGUGUUUUAACCAUUUUAAUAAAGUCCCCAGCAGCCCAUUCCCUUUGUGCUGCAUGGGAUAAUGAGUAGGCAUUAGUCUAAGCAUCAAUGGGUGGCUGUGAUUGGGUAAGAGUGUCAGUUGAGACUAUCAAAGCACCCAUUUGUGGUGUGAUUUGUUUUGACUAGAAGGAAGUGUGUAAUCUCUGCCUUGGUCCAACCAUCAGUGGAGGGCUGUGUUGUGGUUGAGCAGGGAUCCUUAUUAAUGCGUAACUGUUUGUUUAACACUGAAUGGAGUGAUAGUAACAAAUGACUCCAGGUGUUGUAAUUAAUUCAAUGAGAUGAAAUGGUUAUAAUGCUUACAGUGUCCCUUUAAACUCCAUACUAAAGGCUAGCAAAGCAUCAUGUGACUUGUAGUUCAAGAUCUGGUGAUCUACUGUCUCCCCACUCUAUCCAGUUUGAAGGUACACUCAAUCGUACUUGUCUUCUGUAAUUCGUUUGGUCAUUGUAUCAAGAUUGUCUCAAAUACAUUAGCAGAACUGAUCAGAGUGCAUUUACCAUGUAAAUAUGAACCCCAAAUCAUAAACUCCAAUUUACCAUAUCUUUAACUUCUCCAUUUUAAUUACUAGUAGUAGAUGUGUUGUGAAUAUCUAAAAAAAAAAGAUGAGUUUUUUUUUUUUUCUUCCAAAAAGUAAUAUGUUGAAAAUAUUUACUUAAAGCUAUCAUGAUGUUGUAAGUAUUGCUUUAUGGUUCAAAGUCAUGUUGUUUGUUCAUUUAUUACAAUUAUCUUUCUGUAGGGCUAUUUCCAUGUUCUAUGAACUCUCAGAAAAUGACUUGGCCUUUAUCAAGCAAUGUAAAGAUGGGUCUGGUUUCCUCAUUAACCUUAUAGACUCCCCAGGACAUGUGGACUUCUCCUCUGAAGUGACCGCUGCUCUCCGAGUCACAGAUGGUGCUCUUGUGGUGGUGGACUGUGUAUCCGGUGAGCAGACCUGUUGAAUGUAAAAUGGGUGUCAUCUAAAAUAUAUGGAGAUUUCAGGAAUUACUGGCAUUUAUUUUCCUGCAGAAUACAUGGAUAAAGGUGCCUUCCAAGAUGUCUGCAGAAAUUUAAAUGCCAUGGUGGUGUACACUUUUAUAGAUGUGAAACAGUUUUUAAUGUAUACAUACCCAGAAGUUGGUGAAUUGGUUGUCAAUAUUUGCAUCACUAUAUUUUUGGUCAUGCUGUUUAAGAACCAGGAUCUUUUGUGGAGUGUGCACCCAGAGUAUGUGCAUGCCAUGCACCCUGUUACUGACUUUCAUGGGCCGUUUAUUGUUCCAUUAGAGUCCAGAUGGGUUCUGCCAUUGCGUUUAUUUAAACAAAAAAGUUAGAUAACCUUGACAUCAUAUACAGAAACAGCAAGAACAUCAUAUCACUAGUGUUUGCCAGUUGUAGCAGAGCAGAUAAAUAAAUGGUAUUAUUAAAACACUACAGUUAGUAAUAAAUACAUUUAUUAAUAAUGCCCCCACCUCCCUUUCUAGUAAAAUACUCUGGAAAAUCCUUACUUUUGACAACUUCCUGGUCAAUCCAAUGCUUCUCAUCGGGAAACAUUGGGCAGUAGGGUGUACGUGCAACAAUUGCUGUGCUGACAAUGCUUCGCAUAGAGAUCUUUUGAAUCCAUUGCUUCUCAUACGGCACAAAGCAAUCCGGAAGAGCACUCGCUUGUCUCAUUGACAGCCAUGAGGGUGCACUUUAGGAACUUUAUAAAAGUGUUGAUUUCAAGGUAAGAAAGAGUAAGAAAGAUGGAACACUGUUGACCCUUAAAGCAGCUCUGCCACCAUUUAGGGACUUCAGAUUCGCAAAGUCUGCCGGCCGUGACAUCGCUGGUGGUCGAGGGGGUCUGCAAUUACUUACCAGAUCCUAUCCUACGUGGGUGCCGCCAUCUGGGUCCAGCAUGGUCCUUGUGGGUGCCAACAUCACUGAGCGAGAUGACCGCAUUAAGGUCAAUUGGGGAUCCCAUCUGGGUCAAGAAAAGUCAAGCAGAAGAAAAAUACAGAGACAAAGUCGUCCCUAUUUUGUCUCUGUAUAUCUCUUGACUGUGUUGGAAUUUCAGUGAAAUUCCAACACAAUCAUAAUAAGUAUUUCAUAAAGAUAUAAUCAGUAUUUUACUAAAGAUAUAACUCGAUUUUUAGGAGGGUGUACAGUGCUGCUUUAAGGCAGAUCAGCGCUACGGUUAUUUAGGGGUUUAGAGUAUUCCUUUUAAUAUUCUGAUGUUAUUAAACGUAUGGUUUAAAUCCUUACUGAUUUAUUUAUUUUUUUCCAUUAAAGGACCACUCUAGGCACCCAGACCACUUCAGCUUAAUGAAGUGGUCUGGGUGCCAGGUCCUUCUAGGGUUAACCCAUUUUUUUAUAAACAUAGCAGUUUCAGAGAAACUGCUAUGUUUAUGAAUGGGUUAAGCCUUCCCCCUAAUCCUCUAGUGGCUGUCUCAUUGACAGCCACUAGAGGCGCUUGCGUGCUUCUCACUGUGAUUUUCACAGUGAGAGCACGCCAGCGUCCAUAGGAAAGCAUUGUAAAAGCUUUCCUAUGAGACCGGCUGAAUGCGCGCGCAGCUCUUGCCGCGCGUGCGCAUUCAGCCGGCGGGGCGUAAUGGAGGCGGAGAGGAAGAGGAGAGCUCUCCGCCCAGCGCUGGAAAAAGGUAAGUUUAAACACCUUUCCCCCUUCCAGAGCCGGGCGGGAGGGGGUCCCUGAGGGUGGGGGCACCCUCAGGGCACUAUAGUGCCAGGAAAACGAGUAUGUUUUCCUGGCACUAUAGUGGUCCUUUAAUUGAUUGUUCUUCCAACAUAAUACACAUUGAGACCUUUGUCUUUUUCACUGUUCUAGGUGUUUGUGUUCAGACAGAGACCGUUUUACGGCAGGCAAUUGCCGAGAGGAUCAAACCCGUGCUCAUGAUGAACAAGAUGGACCGAGCUCUGCUCGAGUUGCAACUGGAACCUGAGGAGCUGUAUCUGACCUUCCAGCGCAUCGUGGAGAAUGUCAAUGUGAUCAUCUCUACGUAUGGAGAGGGAGAGACUGGCCCUAUGGGGAAUAUUAUGGUGAGCGCCACGUAUCUUUUAACUUUCUUCUAGCUUCCUGGUCCUGAAGAUUAAUGGUGUUUAAAAAUGGGAACAGUAAGGACAUCUUAUCUUAUCUAUAUUUAAAGAGGCAUUGUAGUCACUGUAAGAAUAUAGUGAAUUGGCUAUAGUGCCUGUUGUUCCCAUUCGUUAUCCCUCUAGUCAAUUUUAAACCAUUUAGAAAAAUGUAACGUUAAAUAAGGAUUCCUGGCCACCCACAGUCCAGCCCCUAAUGUAGGUGCGGUUAAGGCAGAGAUUACAGACUUCCUCGUUGUCUUACCCUUCAUAUCAGUUCUGAUAGGCUAACGGGUGUCAGCUGACACUCUCAAUCAAUCACAGCUGCCCAAUGCUGCUCAGGCUAAUACUUCCUCGUUACCAAAUCAGCACUGACAGGAUGAGCUGCUGGGAACUCUCAUUUAACAAAAUAUAAAAACAUUGAAAACUUUUUAAUGCUGAAUGAAAACAAUGGCACCAGGGAUCUCCUGAUACUCUAACCAGUUCAAUGAGAUGAAAUAGACACAGUGCCUACAAUCCUUCUAUUUGUGUUUUAAGUUGGUUAGAAACAGAACUUUUCCUUGAAGGUCAGAUCAAUGUCAUCCACUUGUUUUCGAAGUGGUGGCUAAAUUCAUAGCCUAAAUUUCUACCCAACCAGGCAAAUACCUCCAAAUGAUCCUAGAUUCAUCAGGAAAGUUCCAGUUUGGCAAUUACUUCUAUUUUCUCGCUGUCUUAAGAAAAUUGCUGAUUUAUUUCGAUUUGUUGGCUUUGUUUUUUGUUUUUGUUUCAUUUUUUUUCCCCCUGUGAUACAAACAAGACUUCAUUAUGACAUUGUUACUUGUAGAUAGACCCUGUUAUUGGUACUGUGGGUUUUGGAUCUGGUCUGCAUGGUUGGGCUUUUACCCUGAAGCAGUUUGCAGAAAUGUACGUUGCCAAAUUUGCUGCCAAAGGUGAAAAGGCACAGCUCAGUCCACUUGAACGUGCAAAGAAAGUCGAGGAUAUGAUGAAGAAACUUUGGGGAGACAAGUGAGUAAAACUUACCAAGCUGUGUCACUGACAGAACUCAAACACACUGGUUGGUCACUGGCAGAAUGUUAAAUAGUAAGCCCCUCCAAACAAACAUUAUUCUCUAGCAUAAAAAUAUUAACCAGGUUUCUAGGACAUAGAAACAUAGAAUGUGACGGCAGAUAAGAACCAUUCGGCCCAUCUAGUCUGCCCAAUUUUCUAAAUACUUUCAUUAGUCCCUGGCCUUAUCUUAUAGAUAGGAUAGACUUAUGCCUAUCCCACGCAUGCUUAAACUCCUUCACUGUGUUAACCUCUACCACUUCAGCUGGAAGGCUAUUCCAUGCAUCCACUACCCUCUCAGUCAAGUAAUACUUCCUGAUAUUAUUUUUAAACCUUUGUCCCUCUAAUUUAAGACUAUGUCCUCUUGUUGUGGUACUUUUUUCUUCUUUUAAAUAUAGUCUCCUCCUUUACUGUGUUGAUUCCCUUUAUGUAUUUAAAUGUUUCUAUCAUAUCCCCCCCGUCUCGUCUUUCCUCCAAGCUAUACAUCUUAAGCUCCUUUAACCUGUCCAUGUAACCCCACUCUAUGUUUGAACAUGUAGGACUUCCCAUUCUAUCCUCUAGGUGGGACUUUAUAGAGCAGGUCUUCAAAUAAGACCCAACUUCACAUGUUUGCCUGUUUUUCUUAAACAUAUAUCACAUACAUAUACCUACAUUUUUUUUACAGUAAGAACAAUACGGAUAUGGAAUUCUCUGCCUGAAGAGGUGGUUUUGUCAGAGUCCAUACAGAUGUUUAAACUGAAAUUGGAUAAAUAUUUACAAAAACAUAACAUACAGGGAUAUAAUUUCUAAUUAGUGGGGUAAUAGCUGCUUGAUCCAAGGAGACAUCUGACUGCUAUUUUGGGGUCAAGAAGGAUUUUUUUCCUAGUUUGUGGCAAAAUUAGAAGCGCUUCAGACUAGGUUUUUGCCUUCUUUUGGAUCAACAGCAACAACAUUUGUGAGGAAGGCUGAACUUGAUGGACGCAAGUCUCUUUUCAACUAUGUAACUAUGUAACUAUAUACAUCCCAUAAUUGAGCGUUACCUAUAUAUCUACUCCUGUACAGAUUACAAAGAUAUAGUGACUUAUAUCCAUUUUCCUGAAAACCCGGUAUUGCGUACAUUCCCACAUUCUCUAAACAUGCAUUACAUGCUUGUUUACUCACAUUCCUCACAAAGGUAGUACUGUGUGCACAUUUUGCCUCAUUCUUUCCUUAUUACGUGUGUGUGUGUGUGUGUGUGUAUAUAUAUAGAUGGACUCUUGUUUAGUGGGCUGGGUUUUUACUGAUUCUAACCUCUCUUGCUUGGUCAUUAGGUGUAUUCGGUGUAAUACUAUAUUCGUGUCUGAUUUUGGAAUGAAUCAAAGUUUGUGAAGGGUUUAUCUCAUAUUUAAGACUGAAUUUAGUAUGUCUAAUUCAAUUUUGCCUGCCUGCUAAGAGAGGGUUAAUGUUAAGCAUUAUGGCCCACUAGAGUGAUUUAGCUGAAAGUCCUAAUUCACCUUAAUAAUCACGGAUUUUGAAUUGUUUAAUCUAGUGGUGCAAGUUUAAUAUCUUUGCUCUCAAAUUACUCAUCCCUAUAGUUUUGGAAGCACCUUUUGGCUUCAUUUAUAUAUCCAUGCAAAGGUAGUCUUAUAGCUCACCUUUCCAUCAAUGGAUUUAAAUACAUGGGAAUUAAUCAUCCUUUAAAGCUUUCAAUUGUUCUAUUGGUCUACGAGACAGCUCCUAGUUUUAAGUAGUAUUUGACGAUCGUUCAUUUUUAAUCAGUUAACUAAUAACGUUUUUAUGUAACUUUUAUUGGUGAGGGCUUAUAACUUCUUCUUUGCUUAGAGGAAAUACUUUUUUGUCUGGCGUAUUUGAUGCUCCGUUUGGGGUUAGCCCCUUGUUACCCUCACCACACUCCCCUUGGUGUUGAGCACCAAUGUUUGUGCGGCCACAUACCAGGGCCCUGAUGCAGCUUCUGAAAAUAUGCAGACUUCCCAGGAUAUGAAUAGGGAGGCUCUGCGGCAGAUAUGUAUCCAGUACAGAAACAAGGCAAGACUAAAACAGGCACCUAACUAAGACUAGAAGAACCCAGAACCAGAGCAGGACAGAAAGCAUAACCCAGAACAUGUACACAAGACAUGAGGAGAACAGGGCAGGGCAGGACAGGACUGUACAUGAACUGGGAAGGCAAAAUAAAAAACAAACAAGAGGAAACAUACCCAAGUACUAUAUAUGUAAAACAUUGGAGAUUUAGACAUACAUAAAUAGCCAAGAUGUAUGCAGCCCACCACUGUGCCAAAGUACUCCAAUUACGGUGGGUCCUUACUGCCUAGAUAUGCAUGACUAAAUAAACAAUAAAACACACAGUACUUAACUGCAAAGAAAGGAGCAGAGGUAAUGAGACCACUGCUUGCAGGACCAGAUUGAAACAAAGGAUAAAAUGGCAAAGGAACGGUGUGGCAACAAAAAACAAACAUUUUAAAGGAAUCAAGGAGACUGGGAAUUCCAGGAACGAAGUAAAGGAAUGAACCCAGAAAACCCAGCAUAAAGAAAACUAGAAAAACAAAGAAAAACUAAACAAUAAUUGUAAAAAGAGCACUGCAUACCAGAAGCCAAGGCCAGACAUCUCCGCAGAACAGGAUGUGACCGCUAUAUAGUUAGAAGGAACCAUGGUGGGCGGAUGCGUAGCGCAGUGUUCAAAUGAAGAUUGUUACGCUCAAUCAUUACUCACACUAUAUAUAGAACCAAUGUGUGUGGUGAGUGUGUGUGUGUGUGUGUGUGUGUAUAUGUGUGUGUGUAUAUAUAUAUAUAUAUACACACACACACACACAACCUAAAUAUGCUAGAAACCCAUUUUAGUGACUCUAUUUUAUAAAUGAUCUUGAAAUAGGUAUUGGAAGCCAUGUAUCAGUGUUUGCAGAUGACACAAAACUUUGUAAAGUAAUAAAAUGUGAGCAGGAUAUUGCCUUGCUGCAGAGGGAUUUGGAUAGAUUGGGGGACUGGGCACUAAAAUGGCAGAUGAAAUUUAACGUAGAGAAAUGCAAAGUUAUGCACUUCGGGGUUAAGAAUGCACAAGCAAUUUACACCCUAAGUGGUAGUGAACUAGGGAUAACCACACACGAGAAGGAUUUGGGAAUUGUUAUAGACGACAAAUUAGGCAGCAAUAUUCAAUGUCAAUCUGCAGUUGCUAAGGCCAGUAAGGUUUUGUCAUGUAUAAAUAGGGGCAUCAAUUCUCGGGAUGAAAAUAUAAUUUUGCCUCUUUAUAAAUCGCUGGUAAGACCACACCUUGAAUAUGCUGUGCAAUUUUGGGCACCUGUUCUAAAGUAGUAUAUCAUGGCACUAGAAAAAGUGCAGAGACGAGUUACAAAAUUGAUAAAAGGAAUGGAGCAUUUUAGUUACGAAGAAAGGCUAAAAAGGUUAAAUCUCUAGUUUGGAAAAAUGGCGCCUCUGAGGGGACAUAACAUUAUACAGGUAGGCAGACAAUGUAAUAGAGCAGUAGGAAAUGCUAGCAGAAUGCUUGGUUGUAUAGGGAGAGGUAUUAGCAGUAGAAAGAGGGAAGUGCUCAUGCCAUUAUACAGAACACUGGUGAGACCUCACUUGGAGUAUUGUACACAGUACUGGAGACCGUAUCUUCAGAAGGAUAUUGAUACCUUAGAGAGGGUUCAGAGAAGGGCUACUAAACUGGUUCAUGGAUUGCGGGAUAAAACUUACCAGGAAAGGUUAAAGGAUCUUAACAUGUAUAGCUUGGAGGAAAGACGAGACAGGGGGGAUAUGAUAGAAACAUUUAAAUACAUAAAGGGAAUCAACACCGUAAAGGAGGAGACUAUAUUUAAAAGAAGAAAAACUACCACAGCAAGAGGACAUAGUCUUAAAUUAGGGGCAACGGUUUAAAAAUAAUAUGAGGAAGUAUUACUUUACUGAGAGGUUUGUGGAUGCAUGGAAUAGCCUUCCAGCUGAAGUGGUAGAGGGUAACACAGUAAAGGAGUUUAAGCAUGCGUGAGAUAGGCAUAAGGCUAUCCUAACUAUAAGAUAAGGCUAGCGACUAAUGAAAGUAUUUAGAAAAUUGGGCAGACUAGAUGGGCCGACUGGUUAUCUGCCAUCACAUGCUAUGUUUCUAUACAAUUAUAUUCGGGGCCAGUACAAACCAUUAUCUGGAAAUCGAUUCAUUAACCGAACUUGACGUAGGACACAAGGUCACACAUUUAGGCUGGAAGAAAGGAGAUUUCAUCUAAGGCAAAGAAAAGUGUUUUUUACAGAAAGAGCAAUAAGGAUAUUAAAUUCUCUGCCUGAGAGGUGGUUUUAUUAGAGUUUGUUUAAACAGCAAUUGGAUAAAUACAAAAAUAUAACAUACAGGGAUAUAAUUUCUAAUUAGUGGGAUAAUAGCUGCUUGAUCCAAGGAGACAUCUGACUGCAAUUUUUUUUUUUUGGAUCAAGAAGGAAUUUUUUCCUAGUUUGUUGCAAAAUUGGAAGCGCUUCAAACUGGGUUUUUUGCCUUCUUUUGGAUCAACCGCAAAAAUAUAUGUGAGGACAGCUGACCUUGAUGGACGCAAGUCUCUUUUCAGCUAUGUAGCUGUUUCAUUGUUGUGCUUAAGUUAUUUAACCCCUUAAGGACCAAACUUCUGGAAUAAAAAGGAAUCAUGACAUGUCACACAUGUCAUGUGUCCUUAAAGGGUUAAAGGAACACUGCAAGCACCAUAACCAAUACUACCUGCUGUAGUUAAAGGACCACUCUAGGCACCCAGACCACUUCAGCUUAAUGAAGUGGUCUGGGUGCCAGGUCCUUCUAGGGUUAACCCAUUUUUUUAUAAACAUAGCAGUUUCAGAGAAACUGCUAUGUUUAUUAAUGGGUUAAGCCUUCCCCCUAAUCCUCUAGUGGCUGUCUCAUUGAUAGCCACUAGAGGCGCUUGCGUGCUUCUCACUGUGAUUUUCACAGUGAGAGCACGCCAGCGUCCAUAGGAAAGCAUUGUAAAUGCUUUCCUAUGAGACCGGCUGAAUGCGCGCGCAGCUCUUGCCGCGCGUGCGCAUUCAGCCGGCGGGGCGUAACGGAGGCGGAGAGGAGGAGGAGAGCUCUCCGCCCAGCGCUGGAAAAAGGUAAGUUUUUACCCCUUUCCCCUUCCAGAGCCGGGCGGGAGGGGGACCCUGAGGGUGGGGGCACCCUCAGGGCACUAUAGUGCCAGGAAAACGAGUAUGUUUUCCUGGCACUAUAGUGGUCCUUUAAAGCGGCACUGUCAUGCCAAACUUAACUUACCCAAUUGCUUCAUUUUCUCUUCCUCUCUCAGGAUCUGUUCUUCUUUUCUACCUAUCUUAUCUAAUUUUCCUUAAAACAUAAGACAAAGUAGGGACUUAAUUGUCUUAUGUAUUUUUCCUACCAUUGACCAGCUUUGACCCACUUCCUGUUGGUCCAAUACAUUUUCCCACAAUACUCCCUAUUUUCUUGGUGAUCUUGCAAUGCCUCCUUUCACUAUUCCCGAAUGUCCUGUCAUUUAGACAGGACGCCGGCGAAACUACCAAAUUCCAUCCUAACCGAAUGAGUAUUUUCUGUUCAAAACAGCAUUUCGCUUGAAUGAAUGAUAUGCCGAUCCUAUUCGUGCCAGGGCUGCAUCUUGCAGCUGCUUAGUAAAUAGCUCCCCAAUUUCCACAGUAUUAGGGAGCUGUCUACCAAAAGGCUGAAAGACCAAUUUUGGUCUUUCAGUCACGUUUACUAAUACUAAGUAAAAAAUUACUUUGUAUUCGUUAAUAAGGGAAUUUUAAAUCUCCCUUCUGCCCCUACUCUCUAUACCGUGAGCAUGUCUGCUAAACAAGAACAUUCAGGACCACUUUGUAGACUGUGAAUGUUGAUGUGUGCCUAGUUUGCCCUCAUAAAUCCACAGUAAAUCUUCAAACAUGACUUAAAGUGAUACUAUAGUGCUAGGAAUACAAACCUGUAUUCCUAGCACUAUACUGCCAUCUGCCCCCUUACUCCCUCCCCCACCUUAGCCCUGCACGGUAAUCAUUGCAGUUCCUCUAAAAUUGUGCCUGGGACAUUGCACCCAGACCACUACAAUGAACUGAAGUGGUCUGGGUGUCCUUUUACAUUCCAUUGUUAUUUAAAAUCUGGGUAGAGGACAAGGUAAAUUAAAUUAAUAGUUACACCGGCUGUUUUUCAGCCCUUCAACAAAUAAAGGGGAAAUGUCUUAAUAAAUGAAUGCCGCUUUCCUUUAAAAUUACCUGUUAUGUACCUGCAUCCCUCUGUUUGUAGCUAGGUUCAAACAAAUAGUUAGAAUAAAUGACAUUUGAUAACUGAAUUACUGUAGUUACUUUGAGACAAGGAGACUGUCUGGGAGUAGUUGACAGUGCCGUUUAUCAUCAUAUAACUUAGAAUAAUUGGGAUAGUGGCAGAAAACAAAGGACAAAAUACCAAAUCGAUUCAAAUAUCUAUUAGAAAUUCCAACCAUAAUAUGUCAUUACAGUCAUUCUGGCCAUAAUAUGUUAAAUGUCCUUUAGCCAUUGUAAUCUGUAGAACAAUUUUUUAUUUUAUUUUUUUAAUAGACUAUUUAUCUUUUCAUCAUUUGUUUAAAAAUGGAUACAGUGAUUUCUUUUUGACUAUAAUUCUGUUUUUAAGGUAUUUCGAUCCAGCUGCUGGAAAAUUCAGCAAGUCUGCCACCUCCCCAGAUGGGAAGAAGCUGCCACGAACAUUCAGCCAGCUCAUCUUGGAUCCCAUUUUCAAAGUAAUGAAGUUUGUUUAAUUAACAUAAUAUAUAACAAACACCUUCAGAAAAUUCUAGACGAGGAGUGUAGAAAGGGUUACAGAGGUAAUUAAGGGCAUAACCCUAGGAAAUAUACAAUAUGAGAAAAAAUAGAGAGGAGCAUAACCCUAGGAAAUAUACAAUAUGAGAAAAAAUAGAGAGGAGCAUAACCCUAGGAAAUAUACAAUAUGAGAAAAAAUAGAGAGGAGAGGAGGCUCCUCAAACAAGGAGUCAGUCUCCACAUUAGUAGUACCUCUUAUGUAAAAAUCAAUCUCAGGACUUGAACAGACACACACACAGACCACGACACAGAGAGACCAUGACAGUGCAGCCAUCCAUUUUUUAAUAUAUAUAGUGUGUGUCUCCUUUUAAUUUUAGUCCUGACUCUUGUACCCAGCUCUGUAGUGCUAAGAAAUCAUAAUUUUCCUUGUAUUUAAAGUGUACCUGUUGUGGAACAUAUUUUAUGUAAAAUAAAUUCAAUAUAACACAAAAAGUCAGCUAUUUUCUUUGAAAUGGUUGGCAGGAGCUUCAAUAGAGUCACUAGCAACUUCCAUUCACUUGUGCAAGCUAUUCUCAUUAAUGGUUAUUCAGCAUUUCUUACAACUCUUUUGCAUUCAAGUACAUGAGAAGUAUUCACUGUGGUUUACGGGAAACGUACAGCCAUAGGUUGUUUGUUUUUCUUCCCUCUGUGUGCUCGCCAUUUCUGUUUUUAAAAACAAUAAGAGGUUGGAGUAAUGACACGAGAGGCUUUUGCAUUUCACUGAAAAACCAUGCAUCAGAGAAAAAAAUCAGAAUGUGAAAAUCAAAACGAAUUAUUCUAGUUUGUUUAGUUUAGGACUGAUUCUAUUCCAAUCGAAAUUACUCACAUUACACAAAGAGUUAAUACAAGGGCCGUGUGAUCUGUAACAGAGAUGUCAAACUCAUGUGUUGUGUGCACGAAAUUUCCAUCCCAGAAAUCGGCCAGCAUUGAACAUGACUUCUACCAGUCAUUCACUGUGUUAUAAACUAUCUAUCUAUUUUAUAUAACUUUUCUAAACUUUUCACAAUUUGAUUAUACAUUUCAAAUACAAAUUCUGAGUAUUGAAUCGAACUGCUCUUGCUUCAUAGUUUUCAUGGCUGCUGUCUUGUUUAAAUAAUCAUUAAAACAUAUUAAACGCACCUGUAUAACAUUGGGAUAUUGCACUGUUUUUCCCUCUAGAUAUUUGAUGCCAUUAUGAACUUUAAAAAAGACGAAACUGCCAAACUGAUAGAAAAACUGGAUAUCAAGCUUGAUGCAGAGGACAAGGAAAAGGAAGGCAAACAGCUUCUUAAGGUAAGUGUGGAGCCUGAUGUGGAGCACAGCAAAUGGACUGGAAUCAGACGAGGUGUCAUCGAUUGGGAGCAAUCGGCAUUUUCCAGAGCUGAAAAAAACAUUAAACAUCCACAAGCUACUAGCAGUCAUUUACAGAUAGACAUCCUUGUGUCUCUUCAGCUGUUAAUGGAGUAAACCUCCAAUGGACCCUUGAUGUUACCAGCGUAAAUAAAAACGGUAAUGUGAUCACCUUUAUAUACAGUUAAAGUGUGACACAUUAUCCAGAUAGGUCAUUUGGAGAAAAAUCGAGUUUGUAGAGGGGAAAGUUGUGUUUGCUUGCUACUGCUUUUGUUUUUGUUUUUUGUUGCAUAUUUUAGUUUCUCAAGCCUGUUUUUAAUUAACUUUAAAAUGACCCUCAUCUCAGCACAGGUAUGUUGGCUAAUGUCCGAUAUAUCUGCCUUGUAGUCCAAGAAGGGCGAAUUCCACCUGCAUGUGAUAGGAAAAUGACUACAAGGUUAAUAAUCCUUUUUACUGCUAUGUGUCACAAGUGCCCAGUUGUUUGCUCCAAUUAUCUUUGCUAUUAGUACCUUCUACGAGCACGUAGGACAUUUCCAUCUCUUGAACACAGAAGGGUGGCAAGGGAACACAGUGACGUAUAUAAAGGCAUAAGUGACGUACACAUGCUUCAUCCCUGCCAGUCUGCGCUGUGAUUAGUUUGUUAAAGCUAAUGCCAUAAAGUCAAAGUAUUGUUUUUAACCCUUUCCUAUACUGUUAUUUUUAUGCUAUAUUUUGUGCUAGUUGAAAGAAGACCAGUCUGUUAACUAAAGGCACUGCUUGUGUAUAAGCUCCCUUAUUUACUUAUUUCCCCUCUCGGUUUAUUCCCCCAACACACAUUUGUUUGCUGUAAUAGCUGAUCAGAGAAUAUGUUUGGGUGAUUGAAAGUAAACUGCCAAACAGAAAACAUGGACAUUUUCUCUAAAGGAUUGAACAGGCUUAAGAAAAAUUAGCUAGACCUGUAUUUCCCAUGCUUGUCCUUAUGUUCACUUUAUACAUCAGCUUUUAUAACGGGCAUGUCUUUUUAAUGUAUUAUUGAUGUAAAUAUUGCCGAGAUUGUUUGUUUUAGCAAAAUAGAAUUUUAUUUAUUCAUUACAUUUCCUGUCUUCAUCUUGCUGCAAGGUUUAUAUCAAAAGCCGCACGUGGGCCAAAGUUCAGUUUGUUUAACUGAAAUCUCAUAUUUCCUAGGUAACGCAUGACCUAAUAACGAAUAGUUUAGUCUGUGAUGAUAGUUCCUUACUAUGAUUGUUUACAUAUUGGUACUGCCGUAGCACCCAGAUUCUGUAAGAGAGAAACAUCUGAUAAGGAUUUCCACUGACCCAAUCUCUUCGCUUUACCACAGGUGAAUUAGCUUCAUUGACUGAGCCUGUGAUUAUCCUACUUCACAGUAACAGGAAUAGCCUAAGAACCUAGCAAGCCAUUUGAGGACAGGAGUAGAAGAAAUGCACUGCUUUCUUGUUUGGGUUUUAAGUGAACCAUUGGACACUUUCCCCCUUUACAGCAUUAUGUAGAUUAUUUUUAAAUUGUAGCCUGAAGGUAGAGCCCAGCAAAAGUGAAUUUUAUUUUAUUCAUUCGUUAAUUAUUUUGGGGAAGACUGGUGAAAUAGAAACUUUUUGUCUCUCACCACCCUAUCUGACUGCAGAGGCCCAUAAUUUGGCAUAUUGAAUUGAAUUUUCAUAUAAAGCCUUCUAAUGUGGGGAAAAGCACCAGCCAAAUUAAAAGUACCCACUGUAUAAUACAAUCUAUAUACAGAAGAAUUGCAGUUUAGUAAUCUACACAAUACUGUAAUGAAGGAUUCUGGUCAUGAUAGGCCCACGAUAUUGCUAGUAUUCAAUGUGUCAGUCUGCCAUCUUGCUUUCAUUGUUGCUUUUCCCAUUGCCAGUUAUAAUUGUGUCCUCUGUUGCUUUGCCAUUGCUGUUUUUAAUGUGUAUGUUGUUUUGUUUCUCUCCCCUCAUUUUUAGAAGUGAACCGAUAAAAAGUCUGUUAGUGACAGGCAGAGAGCCCCUUUCACUAACAGGCUAUUACAUUUCUGACCAAGGGACAUGGUUUGCCAGCAUGUAAACACACUCGACGUAAGCAGACACCCCAUCCCACUGCCUUCUAUCCAGGAGCCCAAACUUUCAGGUGUGACCUUAUUCAAUAAGUGGGGUGCAAGGGGUUUGAGGGACAUAAUCUUCUGCAGUUACACAUGGUGUAAAUACAAAAUGGGAAAAUAUUAUAUGGUAAAUUCUGUAAAAUGUACUACUUCAAAAAGUGAACCGGUCCCCCCCAAAUUAUCCCAAAUAUCCAGAUUUACUGGAUGUUCAUUAAAGGGGCACUGUAAGCAACAUACCCACUAUAGCCCAGUGUAGUGGCUAUGCUUUCACGUUAUGGGCUCCGUCCCCCAUUUUAAAAAAAACAUUCAGAAUCCAUCUGGAGAAAACAAAAUGGGGUAGUACCUUGAGCUUUAGUUAUGUUAAUUUGUAUCCGUUCAGCGGGUACUCUAAUCAACAGGGACCUAGUUUCGUUAAGCCUUGGAAGUCCUUCUUACAUAAAGAAAAGUCCUUGUUAAUGGAGUAGGUUGAGGUAACUGCAUUUGUUUGACAUCCUCCUGCAUUCGAGGAUAAAAAGACAGCCAAGACCACUAGAGUGCACGUGCCUACAUCACACCCUUAUUUACACCCUGAUCUGCGCAUGGAGAUAUGUAACCAGUCUAACCAUUGCAUCGAGUACAUUGUAUCCUCAUCGAACAUCCAGAUAUUCUGUACGAUGUGACCAAGCAUUGCUAGUUGCUCAAAUGAAUGUGUGAACAGAGCUCUGAGCCAGGCGGGUAAUGCAGUUACAGCGCUGUGUUCCUCCUAUCACAGCAAGGCUCCUGGCAGAGUAGACGCUGAUUUGCUCAGCAUAAUGUCUUACAAAAUAAAGUAUGCAGAGAGACAUUACCUAGUGCAUGUCGGCAAUGGAUUAUCACCUUCAAUUACCAAAUUAUUAAGAACGAACUCAAAUGCCCUUUUGUAAUUUCCAGGAGCCUUUAUUGUUGCCAUCACAAAUUUGACUUUGUGGUGGGAUAAAUUUGAAAUAAAACAAAUAAAUUGUUUUGACUUUUGAGGAAGUGAAGCUCCUCAAAUAGUGUCAGAAGCUAGGAGUGAAGAUACGGCACUGAACUUUUAAUGGUUAAAGUAUAGCACCAGGGCCCUUGCACUGUAGUAGGCUGAAGUGGUUAUGGUAUUCAGUGCCCCUUUCAAAACUACCUCAGAAACAUGCUUAUUGAUAUAUAUGGAAUAGGCAGGUUAAAGAUUUGUGCAAAGAAUUCAUACAUACGCAGUUGUACAUGUUGACUUAUAACAUGGUGUAUGGUCCAGUUAUCGGCGUGGGUGUAAUUGUUUGUUUUGUGCAGGCUGUAAUGCGUCGGUGGUUGCCAGCAGGAGAUGCCUUGCUUCAGAUGAUCACAAUUCACCUGCCUUCUCCGGUGACGGCACAGAAAUAUCGCUGUGAACUGCUGUAUGAAGGGCCACCUGAUGACGAAGCAGCUAUGGGUAAGGUCAAAACACUUGAGUUAUAGGGAGUAUUUACGGAGUAAAGGCGGAUAAUUACAAUAUGAAACAGAAAAAUUAAAGUAAUGUGUACUAGUGGUUAGUACAAGGAAUAUUAUACAAAUGUGAAUAUCAGAUUUUUAAAUAAUUCAGCUGCUAUCACACUGUGAUGUUAUCUUUCCAUACACACCCCAACAAAAAAACAAAUAAAAACAGUGUGGCGCUUAUUACCAAUAGAAAGGUUUUAAGUCGAAACAACAGAGUACCUUGAGACAUCUGUCUUAACCUCAACGGGAGAGUCUUUAAAGAAGACCUUGGUACCUUUUUAAAUGAACAAAAAUAGAUACAAUAGUGUAUAACUUUGUGGAAGAGUAGCGUAAUGAUAAAUGAGACAAUUGAACACUCACACUUUCAUGAGCUAAAACACUUAGCUCUAGUGGAGACAGCUUGGGUGUCCAUGGAGGUGACCCUUCCAUUCUUUAUACUGGAAACUUUUUUAAUAAGUCCUAAAUAUUGGCUCAGAAGAAAUUUGUACAUAUGGUAAUAGAGUAAUGUACUGCAAAUUCAGAACAGGUACUUCACAAAUGGAUACUCACAAAGAUGCAGCCAACUCCAGGCUCUAUGAACAGCUCAGUGUGUGGUUAAAGGACCACACUCCCUUCUUUCUCAAUAGCAGGAACAAGAUGCCAAGUAAUGUUAAAAAGAUGUAAUUUAAUAAAUGUAACAACAAUUACUUAAAAAGUUAGAAUUAAAUAGACACUUGCUAUUGCCAGGACGCAUUUCGCCACUUACAAUUUGGGCUUCAUCAGCUGGGCUCUCGCCACAUAUUACCCAGCUGAUGAAGCCCGAAUUGUAAGUGGCAAUAAUCCAUAUAUAAGUAUACGUUGGGGGAAAAAAGCAAGACCAAUGUAUUUUAAUUUUUGUUGAAUUAAAAAGUUUCGAACCAUGCAGAUAGGUGCAGCAAAGUUCCUAAUACUCCCCUGGACGAUGCGCAGUGGCUUGUAGCUCCCUCUCGUUGCAGGGAUAGGACACAGAAUGAUCUUUACAGGUGCAAAGGCAACUUCAUUCUUGAAUUAAGUAGAACUUCACCAAACUGUGUUCUUCCCUUUCGUCUCCCUUUCUCCUGCAAACUCCAAAUGGGGAGCUCUGAAAAUGUGUUGAUUUUCUGAAUUUUGUGAAUGUGUGUAGUCUUGGGUGUUGUAUAACAUUGGAUAUGAGUGCUACAGGUAGAUUCAUUUAGUGUUCCAAAGUGCCCUACAUGCCAUGUUCAUCUCUCUCUGCUGAUGGGUUUCUCAGGUUUACAGUGUGUCUCAUCUGUGUGUAAUAUAGAUAGCACUAUAAAAGUAUUGUCGCAAUUCUUCCCUUAGCCACUGGGUGUCUAUCCUGGAUAGAAUUGUAGUUAUUCUUCUGAUUCCUAUGUAAGUUAGUUAUGUUCUAGCCAGUGGGCAUUUAAAGGUGACAUAAUUAGCUCUUCACAUAUAAUACCUAUGGUGUCAUGUGACUUUAUUAGUGAAUGUUGCACUAUAAUGUGAUUACACUUUUUACACAGGUGUGAAAAGCUGUGACCCUAAGGGACCUCUGAUGAUGUACAUCUCAAAGAUGGUCCCCACCACUGACAAAGGACGUUUCUAUGCUUUUGGUCGGGUGUUCUCUGGUGUUGUGUCAACAGGACAGAAAGUACGCAUCAUGGGUCCAAACUAUACACCUGGAAAGAAGGAAGAUCUGUAUCUCAAACCCAUUCAGAGGUAAGGCCAUCUCAGUGCAUACUGAAAGUGUAUGAAACAUAGAAUGUGACGGCAGAUAAGAACUGUUUGGACCAUCUAGUCUGCCCAAUUUUCAUAUCUCACCAUUUGAUUCCUGAUGCCUCUUGCACUAUUAUUUAGUGCCUUAAGUACCAAAGUAGCCGAGAGAUUUUGCCUUGUGUAUAACUGUUUAUAACUGUAAUCCAUCUAAUUCAUUUAGUGCACUCCAUGUAUAUACUGAUUAAUGUGUAGUAUUACUUGUACCAUUUUGAUCAAUCCCAGAAAGAUGAAAAGCUUAGUUAACCUGUUGAGUUUGUUUCUUUAUUAACAGAACCAUUCUUAUGAUGGGGCGCUACGUUGAACCCAUCGAGGAUGUACCUUGUGGUAACAUUGUUGGUCUUGUUGGCGUAGACCAGUUUCUGGUGAAGACUGGCACCAUUACCACCUUUGAACAUGCCCAUAAUAUGAGGGUGAUGAAAUUCAGUGUCAGCCCUGUUGUGCGUGUGGCAGUAGAAGCAAAAAACCCAGCCGACCUUCCAAAACUGGUGGAAGGCUUAAAGCGCUUGGCCAAGUCUGACCCCAUGGUUCAGGUGGGUAACUGACUCAGGAUAAAAUAAAAGUUUAAUCUGGUAAAUAAGAUUAAAUAGAACAACUUCCAGCUUGUGCUGUACUGAAUGUGUCCUAAACAUAUUGGUAAAAUAGUCUAUUUUAUUUAUCAUACACCCUACAUGUAUGUAAUGUUCUCUUUUUUUAUAUUUAGUGUAUAAUUGAAGAAUCUGGGGAACACAUCAUUGCAGGUGCUGGAGAGUUGCAUCUUGAAAUCUGCCUUAAAGAUCUAGAAGAAGAUCAUGCAUGUAUUCCAAUCAAGGUAUGGAUAUCAGAAACCACAGUGCAUUUCUGGAGACCGCACAUCGAUAUUUCAUAUCCAUGAAAAUAACCCUAUGGUUUAGCUUAGAAUUAUAUCUUCGUUUUCCUCCGAUAUUUUAAUAUGUUUUUACUGUGUAAAUGUUAAAGGUAGAAUAGGUCCCAUUAUAAUAAUUCGUGUAGGAAUCUUAUGUAUUUAAAUGUUGUCCUUAAAAUUAAUUUGUCAACAUAUUUUCAUUUAUCAGUUAAGCAAUAAUAGAUAUCGUCUACAUGUUUAAAAUUAAACCUGUGUUUCCAGAAAUCAGAUCCUGUAGUAUCUUAUCGUGAGACAGUGAGCGAGGAGUCCAACCAGCUGUGCUUAUCCAAAUCUCCUAACAAGCACAAUCGCUUGUACAUGAAAGCCAGGCCUUUCCCAGAUGGACUGGCAGAAGACAUUGACAAAGGGGACGUGAGCUCCCGUCAGGAAUUAAAGAUACGUGCCCGAUACCUGGCAGAGAAGUAUGAGUGGGACGUUGCCGAGGCUCGUAAGAUCUGGUGCUUCGGACCUGAUGGAACAGGACCCAAUAUCUUGGUUGAUGUCACUAAAGGUGUCCAAUAUCUCAAUGAGAUUAAGGACAGUGUUGUGGCAGGAUUCCAGUGGGCCACCAAAGAGGUGAGAAUAGGUUGCACUUCGUAGAUUUGUCCUUCCUAGCACUAAUGAGCAAUGGACACAGAAAUAGCCAUUACAACUUUAUAUGAAUAUAUGACAUUUAUAAAAUAGGAAUGUGUAAUGCUUUGACACUUUGAAUAAGGAGCAAGUGUUGAUACUGUAGAAUUUACAAUUAAACCAUUUAAAAAUAAAUGUAAUGUUCUGAUUAAUCUAUGUUACCAUUUCUUAAUGCUAUGGUACUCAUUUUUGUGGAUCUUGAAUGCAUAAGGAGAUCUGUGGAAUUUGAGUACUUGUUCAUUUGGAGCAUUGACUAUAUAGGAUGUAGAACAUUAAGCUUUGAACAAGUAUUUCAUUUUAAAUAUUUACUGCAUCAAAUUAGCAACAAUUUAGUGUUACAUUUAUUCUUUGCUGGAACACGGUCAUAAAAAAGGAUGGGCAAUGAGAUGGUAGACUAGUGUUAAAGAAUGUACUCCUGUUCUCUGUAUUGCUGGAAAGCUUGGAAACAUUGCUGAUUUAGAAUUGAUUAGUUAUGUGAGAUACAAAUGUGAUUUCAGGGUGUUCUGUGUGAAGAGAAUCUGAGAGGAGCACGAUUCGACAUCCAUGAUGUUACCCUGCAUGCUGAUGCCAUUCAUCGUGGAGGAGGACAAAUAAUCCCUACAGCCCGGAGAGUCCUGUAUGCCGCAGCUCUCACAGCCCAGCCCCGACUGAUGGAACCCAUCUAUCUGGUGGAAAUUCAGGUGAGGUAUUCUCAGUCAAUAGUGAACAUGUAUAGCUUGGAGGAAAGACGAGACAGGGGGAUAUGAUAGAAAUUUUUAAAUACAUAAAGGCUAUCAUCACAGUAAAGAAGGAGACUAUAUUUAAAAGAAGAAAAACUACCACAACAAGAGGACAGGUUUAAAAUUAAUAUCAGGAAGUAUUACUUUACUGAGAGGGUAGUGGAUGCAUGGAAUAGCCUUCCAGCUGAAGUGGUAGAGGUUAACACAGUGAAGGAGUUUAAGCAUGCGUGGGAUAGGCAUAAGGCUAUCCUAGCUAUAAGAUAAGGCCAGGGACUAAUGAAAGUAUUUAGAAAAUUGGGCAGACUAGAUGGGCCGAAUGGUUCUUAUCUGCCGUCACAUUCUAUGUUUCUAUGAAGAACCAUGUAGUUUUCUGGAUUCAAAGGUGUCUGUGCUCUGUUUUCAGACCUUGCCUCUUGUUUCAAAGUGUUUCCAAGUGUUUAGUUUUUUUAUAAAGCAAAUAUAUUGGUUGGGUUUUACUACAGGAAAAUGCCAACACAGAAUCGUGAGUAGAGGCAGGAUGGGCUUUGUUUUAAAAUUAGAGGAAUUGGAGUACUGUGCAAGGACAAUAGUAACGGGGCUUUUGGGCAUAAAGAGAUAUCCUGGAUGAUGUGACAGAUCGCCUGCCACCCCGACUGGGUGCCUCCGUCAAUCGAUGAUCCUAAUGCUCACAGAGGGCUCCAAGCACUCCACCAGACACCAUCAGCAUUGCACAGUCCCACAACCGCCACAGCUUGGUUGGGGAUCUCGCCGUCCUCCACCCAUCCUGGACCAAAGACCAGGAUCCAGCUUCCAGUGAACCUCUCCUCCAAGAGAUUAUAGCUGUGAAGCUCUUAUUAGAGCUAGCUUGUAUAGCAGGUCCCUACAAACACAAGGCGAGGCUCCAUGUUGAGGGUAAAGCAGAACUGGUUUAAUGGUAGCCACACUGGCCUUUUAUGCAAGUCCCCAAGCAAGGUGUACGUCCACAUGGACCUUGUUGGGGACAGGGACAUAAACUUAUACACCAAUGAUAACACAUUUACAAUGUAUGACACUCCCACAUACUAUACAAUAAGCCUUCCCAUUUACUUAAGAGAUAAUUGAGUCAGGCACUGUACUAAACUCAAUUAUCUCCAAACACAAAAAACACACAGUUUUACAAAACCCCAAAAAUACCUUAAAACAAAUAAAAUCCCCAUAAAAGUUAAAUUUCCACUGAAAUUGAAAAUAAUAUGACAUGGGAAAAAUACUUAAAGGGACACUACAUUCACCAGAACAACUACAGCUUAUUGUAUUUGUUUUGGUGAGUAUAAGGAUUCUCUUCAGUCUUUUUGCUGUAAACACUGUCGUUUUAGAAAAAAUGCAGUGUUUACAUUACAGCCUAAAGAGAUCUCCACUUGCCACUCUUCAGAUGGCUAUUUGAGGUGCUUCCUGGGGCAGUGAUGCACAGUGUGCAGUACUGCCAUUCAGUGUCUCAACUCUCUGCAUGGAGACAUUAAACUUAAAGGGACACUAUAGUUACCAGAACAACUACAGCUUAAUGUAGUUGUUCUCGUGAGUAUAAUAGUUCCCUUCAGGCUUUUUUCAUGUAAACACUGCCUUUUCAGAGAAAUGGUAGUGUUUACAUUGCCUCUAGGGACAACUCCAAGUGGCCACUCCAUAGAUGGCCACUGGAGGUGCUUCAUGGGUCAGUGCUGCCGAAUUAGCAGCACUAAGGUUCAGCAUGGACACGCUCUGCAUGAUUCAAUGCAUCUCUAUGAGGAAGUGCUGAUUGGCCAAAACGUUGUUUGGCCCUGCCCCGUGACGAUUUUAGCCAAUCCAAUGCUUUCCUCAUAGGAAAGCAUUGGAUUGGCUAAAAAUCGUCAGUUUUUGUGAUGUUACAAAGGGGGCGUCACCCCAGACCUGCGCGGCUCUGGAAAUAUGGUACGUUUUAAUCUUUUAGAGGGGGCAAGCCACCUAAAUGGUGGGUUAAACACUAUAGGGUCAGGAAUACAUGUUUGUUUUCCUGACCUCACAGUGGUCUCUUAACUCAUAGACAUGUAUUGAUUCAAUGUAUAUCUAUGAGCAGCUGCUGAUUGGCCAUGGCAGUGUUUGGCUUGUGCUGACUUUGCCCUUGAUCUGCCUCCUUGAUAGUCUCAGCCAAUCCAAUACGUUCCUCUGAGAAAGCAUUUUUGUUGGGUCAGAACACAACUUCUGAUAAUGUCAGCCAAGCAGGCAGAUCAGGGGCAGAGCCAGCAGCAGUAGAUCAGAGUAAAGGUAAGAUUUUAUUAUUCAGGUGGGGUUAGAUGAUGUUUUUAACACUAUUGGGUGAGGAAUGCAUGUUUGUGUUCCUGACCCUAUAGUGUUCCUUUAAAUUUUUUUUAUUUUUUUUAUGUAAAAAGAUGCAAUACCUGUUAUGAUGUUCUAAUUACAUCCGGAUGAGAAAGAACGUGGCUUCAUAUGUUUUAUAUAUAAUUCCUUUUGGUAACUCCUUUCUAAAACGUAUUUUUCACACAAUGACAUGAAUGAAAUAAUAGAUCAGUGCCAGACAAUACAAUAAAAUUGUGUAAAAACAAAUCUACCAGUAUGUAGUAUAGGAAAUAGUGCUGUCAUUGUUGAUGUAAAUGUUUGGCUCUUUCUCUGAAUACUUUAUCUAGUGCCCAGAACAGGUAGUUGGUGGGAUCUAUGGCGUAUUGAACAGGAAACGCGGUCAUGUGUUUGAAGAAUCUCAAGUUGCUGGAACACCAAUGUUUGUUGUGAAAGCGUAUCUUCCUGUAAAUGAAUCAUUCGGUAUGUAUGACCAUCUUUUUGUUUAACUUUUACUGGCGAUUUAUGCUACUACAGUUUACAUUUUCUGUGCCAACAUUUUAUAUAAUUUUCCUUUAUUUGGCAAUGUUAUCCACAAUUAACUUAUCAGUGGUUUCUUUUAGACCACCAUACCCCACAGUGAGUUUACAGUGGGAUUUAUUCGCUAAACAGUAGAGGUUUGGAUGCCUGAGGGGACAAAAUUUAAAUGGCAUGGUCCGCAUUAGGUAUACAAAUUUAACCUAGCAAUCUAUCUAGUAAAUAUUUACUUGUAAAGGUGCACAUACCUGAUCUCUGAUUCUGAUUUCUCAAUAAUGUCCAUCGAUAUAUUAGUAUUAAGGCUGAAGCUUGCACAGCCUCCGACAUACAAAUAAUUAUACAAUUUUGGCAAAUGCAAAUUUACGUAAAAUCAAUGUUAAUUUUGGCGGCAAAUUUAGUUUUAGUCAUAGUCUUUUAACUAAAGAGCUGUAUUAGUUGUAUUUUAGUCAUCUGAAUUGUUUUAGUCUACUAAAUCUCCAGUAGAUUUUAGUCGACACGGUUAAAAUCUGAUGGGUUUAGUUAAAGUCUCUGUCUCUUUUGCCCUUUUCCCAGUCCCUCUGUGUCUUUGUGUCCUCCAGCCCCUCUGGAUGCAUCUCUCCCAAGCCCGUCUGUCUCUUUUGUCCCUUUCCCAGCCCCUCUGUGACUCCCUCACACGCCAAUGUUAAUUUUAGAGUCAAAUUUCAAUUUAGUUUUAGUCAUCGUCUUUUGACUUAAAACCCAUUUUAGUCCUCUAAAUUGUUUUAGUUUUAGUCAACUAAAUCUCAAAAAUUUUACUUGACUAAAAUUGUUAGUCCGCAAUAUUGACACUGUAUAGUACAGUUUUUUUAAUUGAAGCUUAAUGUUUGCAAAUCAGACAAAAGAAAAGUGAAAUGCGUACUAUGCUUUGAUUGUAAUGUUGAUUUAUUUAUUUUGAUUUGAUUUAUGUGUUUUUUUUUAAUUGACUUUUGUGACAAUUUUGCCAUCCUUGUUUGUACCAGGUUUUACAGCCGAUUUAAGGUCCAACACUGGUGGACAAGCGUUCCCACAGUGUGUUUUUGAUCACUGGCAGAUUCUGCCUGGAGAUCCCUCCGAUGUAACUUCUCGACCAUGUCAAGUUGUUGCAGAAACUCGCAAACGCAAAGGUCUAAAGGAAGGAAUUCCUCUCCUGGACAACUUUCUGGAUAAGUUGUAACCUCAUCUUUAACACUAUGGUCAUAGUUUGCAAACUCAUCUUUUACCACAACACAAGAUGUCUCAUAAAACUGUCAAAUGUCAUCACAAAACGUUGAGGGCACCACAAAACUCUCUUCAGAAGAAAACACACAUGGGAUUGUUUACCCACAAAAAAAUGAAACAUUAAAAAAAAUAAAAACUUCCCAAAAAUGCUAAUAAAACAUAUACUUGUUAAAAUGUGAC